Molecule: messenger RNA, 1854 nt
Organism: Panicum virgatum (switchgrass)
Lineage: Eukaryota; Viridiplantae; Streptophyta; Magnoliopsida; Poales; Poaceae
Product: beta-glucosidase 24-like
Exons: 13
Coding region: 194-1702 (502 amino acids)
Biological process (GO): carbohydrate metabolic process
Molecular function (GO): beta-glucosidase activity
Source: RefSeq, a predicted model, not a curated record
AGACAAGGUCUUCGCUGGUCACUCAGUGGCACCACUGGAACUAUUUGGUGAAACAGCUGGGCAUGUGGAUUUUCCUGGUUUUUCUCUGCUACCCAAACUGCCUCCCAAGAACCAGCCAACAGCCUAUAAAUAGAGCGCGCCCUGGCUGGUGAACACAUGAGCACAGAGCUGCAGAUACACUGCAAGCUCAGCCAUGCCUCGGCUAUUGCUUCUGCUCUUGCUCUUGCCAUUCUUCUUCGCGGUGUCAACCGCGAAGCCAGAAAAGAUCCUCUCAAGGAGCCAGUUCCCCAAUAGCUUCUUCUUCGGCACAGCGUCGUCGGCCUACCAGUAUGAAGGGGCUGUAAGGGAGGGCGGCAGAGGGCCAAGCAUCUGGGACACCUACACUCACACUAACCCAGAGAAGAUAGCAAAUGGAAGCAACGGAGACAUAGCAAUCGAUUCCUACCAUCGUUAUCAGGAGGAUGUCAAAAUCAUGAAGGAUAUAGGCUUUAAUGCCUAUAGAUUUUCUAUUUCUUGGACAAGAAUUCUGCCUAAUGGAAAACUGAGUGGAGGGAUCAACAUGGAAGGAAUAAAAUACUAUGACAACCUCAUUAACAAGCUAAUUUCAGAAGGAGUUGAACCAUUUGUGACCCUUUUUCAUUGGGAUUCCCCACAAGCAUUAGAACGGCAGUAUGGUGGCUUCUUGAGCCAGCACAUUGUGGAAGACUUCCGUGACUACGCCAACAUAUGCUUUAGGGAGUUUGGAGACAGGGUCAAGAACUGGGUAACAUUCAAUGAGCCUUGGAGUUUCAGUGUUGGUGGCUAUGCCAGUGGUAUAUUAGCACCUGGCAGAUGCUCCUCUUGGAAAAAUUCAGGAUGUAGCAUUGGAGACUCUGGAAAGGAACCUUACAUUGUAGCUCAUAACCAACUUCUCGCUCACGCAGCAGCGGUUCAGGUGUACAGAGACAAAUACCAGGGGAAACAAAAAGGAAAAAUAGGAAUUACUCUAGUCAGUAAUUGGAUGAUUCCAUACUCAAAUUCCAAGAAAGACAAGGACGCUGCCAAGCGUGCACUGGAAUUUAUGUAUGGUUGGUUCAUGGAUCCUUUAACUAAGGGAGAUUAUCCACUCAGUAUGAAAACAUUAGUUGGUAAUAGAUUACCAAGAUUAAUGAAAGAACAGUCAAAGGCAAUAAAUGGAUCGUUCGACUUCAUCGGUCUCAACUACUAUACAGCAAGGUACAUUCAGAGUACCAACUACAGUAACAGUGUAAACAAAAGCUAUAGUACUGAUUCACUGACCAAUCAAACAGUUGAAAGACAUGGGACAGCUAUUGGUCCAAAGGCUGGAUCUCCUUGGCUCUACAUCUAUCCAAAAGGUAUAGAAGAGCUCCUGCUAUACACCAAGAAGACGUACAACAAUCCUACAAUCUACAUCACAGAAAAUGGUGUUGAUGAAAUUAACAAUGAAAACCUACCACUUCAAGAAGCCCUGGUUGACAGUACCAGAAUAGAAUUCUACAGGCAACACCUAUUCCACAUUCAAAGAUCCCUCAAGGAAGGAGCUGAUGUAGGAGGAUAUUUUGCAUGGUCGCUGUUUGACAAUUUCGAGUGGAUGGAUGGUUAUACUGUGAGAUUUGGUAUUAAUUAUAUCGACUACAAGGAUGGUUUGAAAAGAUAUCCAAAGCAUUCCAGCAAAUGGUUCCAGGAUUUCCUUCAUAAAUAAAAUUUUGUACCAUGCAUGUCAAAAGUGUUUUCUAUGGAGCAACAUCAUCAGUGUAACAUCCACAUUUUGUCAUCUAUCCAGCUUCCAGUUGUAUAAGUGAUUCUCAAUAAGUCAAGAUGAGAUAGGUGAUUGGAUUGCGGUUCCCCUGAGCA